Messenger RNA from Odontomachus brunneus, 3318 nucleotides. RefSeq names its product mediator of RNA polymerase II transcription subunit 16 (gene MED16). The transcript is spliced from 14 exons. The record is from RefSeq and is a predicted model, not a curated record. Lineage: Eukaryota; Metazoa; Arthropoda; Insecta; Hymenoptera; Formicidae. Gene Ontology annotation, molecular function: protein binding. Gene Ontology annotation, biological process: positive regulation of DNA-templated transcription. Gene Ontology annotation, cellular component: mediator complex. The coding region runs from base 684 to 3128 and encodes 814 amino acids.
AAGCAUUAUCGCGUCCUGUGUGCAUUAAGCAAUUGGAAAGCACCCAGUAUUUCUAUCCAGCACGAAAACAAGCACCGUGUUCCGCUGGCUUAACUUAUUGCACCAGUUCAGCAGUGCAGCAAUAGAAAAUAGACUCUUGAAGUCUUGAAGUGCAGUUCCAGUGUAGUUCCAGUGCGGAAGCCUUUAACCUACAAAUUUUUGUUUGAAUGUGGAAUCAAGUAACGUUGAAACGUGUUCGAACACGUUUGGACCUGAUUUUUUUUGGAAUUCGUGCUUCGAUGUCUUGAAUGAAAAGGCAAUAGAGAUAAGUCUGAGUCCAAGUAAAAUAAAAAGAAAAACAAGAUGUGGAAUCAACUAUAUGAAAUCGGAAAAAAAGAUCUAUAAAUAAAGAAUACUUAAUUAAAGAUAAAGGAAAAUUAAGCAAAAUUAACACGUUUAGAAAAUUAGAAAUAAUGUGUGAUAUAACCAUUUUAUUCCAUAGGAAAGGCUGAAGAUACAUCAACAAAAUUGCUAAAUAUUAAAAAAAAAUAUUCCUAUUUGCAGAUUUCGUAAGAAAUAGUGGUAUAACAUUGAUUUAAUUAGUUGUCUUUAAUUGCCUUAGAAGUUAGCAAAAUAAGAAAAAUAUAGUGUAAAUGUGGGUGAUAUUUUGCUUAAAUAUAUAAUUUUAUUUAAAAUAUACACAAAUGGAUCUACUGUAUACCGUUAACAGAAAGACUUCCUCCAAGUCUUUCUCUAAUCAAGAUUGUUUAUAUGAUGGACAGUCCUUAUGUUCCUUAUCAAGUCGAAACAUAGCAGUGUUUACUACAAUGACAGAGUUAGAUGACAAUAUUGGCAAAACACGAGGUUGUCAUGUUUAUGUAACAGACUUGAAUAUGCCAUGGCAUACUCAUAAAAUCUUUUCAAAUAAACACAGUAUUACUGCAUUAGAAUGGGAUCUACCUGGUGACAAAUUAGUAGUGGCUGAUGUAGUUGGAAAUGUACAGUUAUGGAUGUUGAAGGACCAUGUUUUGAAUGAUUGGAUCUUAAUAGGUUCCAAUUGCUUUCCUGGUGAACAUAUAUUAGGUGUAUCUUGGUUCCAUAAUGGCAAAAAGACAGGACUGGUAACAGAAAAAAAGGAUAGUUUCCAUUACAGUGAGAAAUUUAACCAUCUCCUAUUUGCACCUUCUGUGAGGCAAUUUGGUGGCAAAGCUGCUGAAGGUGUUCUGGUAGUAUCAACAACGGGUAUGGUCGGUGCGAUUAUAAUUACGAAGGAUUUACAAGUGCCAAUUUGCUACUCAACAGAAAGUCUUGGUAGUACAAGACAUAGGAUAACUGCAGUUGAUUUAUGUUAUGGAAAAAAUGGUCACUUCCUCGUUGCAGUUAGUAGUGGUAGUAUUUGCUUGCCGAUAAGAUGCUACAGGGUAUUAGUUCGCAGAAAUGACGACAAAUGUACUAUUACUUCACAAGCUCUGCCUAGUUUCUUUCUGCAAGAUGGAGCACCCAAAGAUAAUACAUGUACAAUUGUAACACAUCUAAAAUUCGUAGUCAGGGAAGAUGCAGAUUCUCUAGUUAUUGCAGCAAAUAGCGAAAAUGGCGGAUUUGUAGAGGUAUGGGAGUUACGUGAAAAGUCACAGCCUGUUCAUAAGCUCUUCCAACCAAAAAGCCUGGAACCUUUUAAAACGGUUGUUUGGCAGUAUCAAUCGCAGUAUCGCUGCCAAUCACCAGUCACGGCAAUAGCAACUACGAAACUGUCUAUAGUGACAACAUUACCACCUCCGAGUUAUGUGAUAAUAGCAUUGGCAGAUUCUUCAGUACAUUGUUUAAAUCGGUUAGAAUGUCUCAAAGAAGUGACGUUUUCAUCUUUAAAUAUGGGCUGGCGUCAGGACGAGCCUAACAGCAAAUAUUUUAAGAGCUCAGUAUCUAUCUCCCAUAUGGAUAUUUCGUGGUUAGGAUGCGUACUUCUUGCAUGUGAUACCCAUGGUAAUCUAUAUCUCUAUAAAUUAUUACCAGAUGGCACCACAGGUACAUCGAUGACAUUGAAUUACGCCUGUACAUUGUUAGAAUAUUGUUUGGUAACAGGAUUGGAUUGGCUAGAUAUACUUUUAUGUUUGAGAUCAUCCAUGAUUGAGACAUUGUGCGAACGAUUAGAUGUUUCUUUCAAUAGGCAAUCACAGCCUACACAACAGUAUCACUACGUUCAGUUUUUGUGUAUCAAGACGUCGUUAUAUAGAAUGCUUGUGUCGGGACAGAGUAAAGCAGGGGAUUUAUCGUCAUUAUUAAUGAUACAUUCAGUAGCUACAGCCUUCAAAUCUUUACUGAGACCAUCGGAUAUGAUAUCCCACGACAAAGGACCAGCGGAGAGCUUAGCUGCGGUGAUAACAGACGUCAUUACCGAUGUCGAUAAGGUAGUGCUGUUACAUCUUGAUCCAAAAGAAUUUACAGUGGAACCAAGCACGCUACAAUCAUUACAGCAACUUAUUCAAUGGGUUGCUGAUUUAGCUCUGAAUUUACUGGCGAGACUACCUGAACAAAGGAUGCAGAUAAAGACUGGUGGUUAUGAACUUCUUAAGGAUCAUAAAGCUCUGAACACUGUUCGUGAGCUGCUAGUCAUCAUACGCAUCUGGGGAUUGCUGCGUCCAUUAUGUCUUCCAGUAUUUCUUCGUAGCGCGGACAGUCUAGACGUUCUUGCUUUGCUAUUUCGCUUGUUGUCAAAACUGGUACAACCCAAUGGAGAUACACAGCAGCAAGCACAAGUGGAUGAUGGUUUAAUUGAUGAUUGUUGUUUACUACCAAAUCAAAUCAUGAUUCCACAAUUGCACCAGGGUAACAGUAUAACCGCUAUAGUUUCACCAGUUUUGUUUUAUCAGAAUCUUCCACUACAGCUGGAGUAUGGAGUGGAACCAGAACAAUUAUUUUUUACACCCGAAAUGAAUCCUGUUGAAGGUUGCAUGCAUAGUGGCCAAAUUGUAGAUACUAUUCGACACUUAUAUCUGGGGAAACAGCCACUUUUAGUAAAGCAAUGCACGAGAUGCGGUGGUAAAGCGCAAGUACAAAAUAUGACGAGAACAGCUGCAGUUAGAGCCUGGGACCAAAGAUGGACGCGAGCUUGUCGUUGCGGCGGUACUUGGCGAAUUCACAAAGCCUGUUAGUGAAUUUUUUUCGAUUAUUUGAAAAUUCAUAUUACAAAAUGUCAAAGUAUCAAUAACAAUAUGUAUCUAAAUUGAGUAUUCCGUCCGCCGUACAAAAUUCGAAAUUAUCCAGUCUAGAUUUUUGAAAUUAAUUUAUUUUGCUAUUUUUCUUACAAUACUUGAAAUAAUUAAAAGGAGACUUUAAUUACUA